Paramecium primaurelia is the source of this 1678-nucleotide messenger RNA. The record is from the annotation of a GenBank genome assembly. Lineage: Eukaryota; Ciliophora; Oligohymenophorea; Peniculida; Parameciidae.
AUGGGUUGUAUAUGUGUAACUAUACCAAGAAAAAACUAAAUUAUGCCAAUGCAUACUAGAAAUAAGGAUUUAGUGUUUACUUCGACUGAAGACAUUUCUAAAAUAUAUGUUUUUGGUAAAGUACUAGGAGUAGGGUCAUUUGGAAAAGUUAUAGCUGCUAAAAUGAGGAGUAAUCCAAUGAAAUAAUAUGCUAUUAAAAUUAUAGAGAAAAAAAAAGUAAAAGGCAGAGAAGACAUCUUGGCUAAUGAAAUAUAUAUUUUGUAAAAGUUGGAUCAUCCUAACAUUAUCAAAUUUCAUGAAGUUUAUUAAAAUAGAAUGAACUUUUAUAUUUGUAUGGAUUAUUGUAAAGGUGGAGAAUUAGUUGAAUGGAUUCCUAAAAAGUAUAAAAGUUUUCAUGAAAGAAACAUUUAGGAAAUAAUGAAGAAGGUAAAAGACCAUAUAAUUAUUUAGAUAAUAUCUGCAGUAGCAUAUAUACAUGGUUAAGGAAUAGUACAUAGAGAUAUUAAAGCUGAAAAUAUAAUGAUUACAAAUAAGAAGGAUGAUGCUGAACCAAAAUUAAUUGAUUUUGGCUUAGCAAAUAAAUUUGAUACAUCAAAGUUACGUCGUUUAAAAUCUUUUGUUGGAACUCCAAUGUAUAUGGCUCCAGAAGUUAUUUAAGGAAAAUAUGAUGAAAAAUGUGAUAUUUGGUCACUUGGUGUUUUAUUAUUUACAUUACUCUCAGGUCAUAUGCCUUUUCAUGGUGAAACAAAAGAAGAACUAUAUGAUAAUAUUUAAAGAGCUAACGUAAAAUAUUAUAAAAAUGUAUUUUUAGAUUACCUUCACAUAUAAUGCGUGGAAAAAUGUGAGUGAUAAUGCAAAAGAUAUCAUAAGAAAAAUGUUGCAAAAGAGUCCAAACCUAAGACCAUCAGCAAUAAAUUUAUUAAAACAUGAAUGGUUUACAAAAUUGGCAGUUUUUGAAGAAAAACAAAUACUUGAUCAUCAAAUUUCACAAAAAGGCUAAGUAUCACCUUCAAAUUCUAAUUCUGAUAACAGAUCUAUUUAUUAGAUGUUAAAACAGACAUCUUCAAAAGGUGGAAGUAAAUUUAGAAAGGAAGUUAUGACAAUUUUAGUGAAAUAAUUAAAUGAAUAAGAAUUGAGUAAUCUCAUAGAAAAGUUUAAAUAAAUAGAUGUUGAUAAUUCAGGAACAAUUACAAUAUUUGAAUUAAGAUAAGCACUUAUUGCAGAAGUAUAUAUUUAUAUAUUUAUAAAUAGGGAUCACCUGCAUCUUUUGAUGAAAUUGAAAAAUUAGUUGAGAAUAUAACACCUAGAAAUAGUUUUGAUGUAAAAAAACGAUCUAGACCAUCAGUUGAAUUAAAAUAUAGUGAAUUUUUGGCAUCUUGCAUUGAUGAAAGGAAGUUUUUGACUAGAGAGAAAGUAUUAAUUAUAAUAAUAUUAUUAGUUAUGGUCAUUAUUUAAGUUUUUUGAUACUGAUAAUUCAAAUUAUAUUACAAAAGAUGAUAUUAAGGAAGCUUUUGCAAGAAAUGCAAAGGCAUUUACAGAUGAUUAGAUUGAGGAAAUGAUUUAUGAAAUAGAUCCUAAUCAUGAUAAUAAAAUCAGUUUUGAAGAAUUCUGUUAAAUGUUUGAUAAUGCUGGAAUCUAUUAAAAAUUAGAUGAUGACGAUGAAAUAAUAGAAACUUGA